Moneuplotes crassus is the source of this 990-nucleotide messenger RNA. Lineage: Eukaryota; Ciliophora; Spirotrichea; Euplotida; Euplotidae. The record is from the annotation of a GenBank genome assembly.
UAUUAUUUUUAGCAUCAUGAUACAAUCCAAAUGUUAUCGUAACAAAUAUGAGCAAGGAGAUAAAAUACAGAGCUGUAGUGGGUCCAAAGAGAGUCGCUAUCAUGACCCAAAGUGGCCGGAUACUAAUAGAAUCCAAGAUAAGUCCUACAGAAGAGACCGAAAAAUAAGAAGUCGGAAGCAAACUAAUCCCCGUAAAAUGAAUAUAAUGGCUUCUCUACAGCACUACAAAGAUGUUUCAGACAAAUUUAAAAAUCUCCAAAUUGGCCGUAAGGAGUCCGAACACGUGAGAGUUCUUCCUAAGUUGAUCUGAAAUGAUCCAGAUGAUUCUGGGACGUUUGAAAGACUGCAUAAUGAACUCUAUGAGAUUGGAUCUCCUGAGGUGAAACAACAGACACAUUUCAUUGUUGAAUCAGAUCAGCAAAUUAUGCAAGAGCCUGAUAUUGAAGAUAAACCAAAAGCUAGCAAUGCUGCAGCAAGAAGGUCCAGGAAUAUUCAUAAAGCUCAGUGACCCAUAUGAACGGUUUUAGUUGACCAGUGGGCGCUCCCCAGUCACGUCGAAGGAUGACUCUAUGCAUUAUCAGCAGCAGAAGAGUUUGACAGAUGUAACCAAGAAAGAGCUCCUCCGAGUAGAAGACCCAAUAGAAGGAAAGCUCCCACUGGCAGAAACAGAAAGAGGCCAAAGCUCACCGAAGAAGACUCUGAGCCCGCCCACGAUUCCAAUGCAGAAGUCAUGGAGAGUCCUGCCCAUAGAUCUUCAAUGACCAACUCCAACAAGGACCAACAUUCGGAAGGCGGAAGCAGCAGGUCGAGCAAGAAGACUGGAGCUGACGGAGACCCCAGAGAAGAUGAGAAGAUCACCAUCAGUAACUCGGACGACCCCACUAGCCAGUCCGACUGCCACAAGUGUCCAGGCUACUUGAACAACUAAACCAGAGCAGAGAGUGGGCGGCCGUGGGAGAAUGACGAACAGCAGGAUUAGCGCCUGGCCUA